Molecule: messenger RNA, 2130 nt
Organism: Pogoniulus pusillus (Red-fronted tinkerbird)
Lineage: Eukaryota; Metazoa; Chordata; Aves; Piciformes; Lybiidae
Gene: FKBP14
Product: FKBP prolyl isomerase 14
Exons: 4
Coding region: 25-855 (276 amino acids)
Molecular function (GO): calcium ion binding; peptidyl-prolyl cis-trans isomerase activity
Source: RefSeq, a predicted model, not a curated record
CCUCCUUCUUCUAGGCUCGCUCUGAUGAGAACCAAUCAGAGGGCGCGCCCCCGUCCCGACCGUCGGAAGCUGACCGCUGCCAGAUGGAGGCUCAUUGCCACGUCUGCUGGAAGGGUAGAGGUCCGUGCCCCGAUCUCUCUGGCUGCUGCGGCGGGGGUGCGGAAUGGUGACCUGGCGGUGAUGACACGGGCGCCGCGGGGCCCUGGCUGCGGGGCGGCGAUGGCGGCGGCGCUGCGGAUAGUCCUGCUGGGUGCGAUGCUAGGCUGCGCGGCCGCGGCGUUGAUCCCCGCGGCCGACGUCAAGGUGGAGGUGCUGCAGAAGCCAUUCCUCUGCCACAGGAAGACCAAGUGGGGGGACAUGAUGCUGGUUCACUACGAGGGCUACUUGGAGAGGGACGGCUCUAUGUUCCACUCCACUCACAAGCAUAACAAUGGUCAACCUAUGUGGUUUACACUUGGCAUAAGGGAAGCUAUCAAAGGCUGGGACAAAGGUUUGAAGGACAUGUGUGUGGGAGAGAAGCGGAAGCUAACUAUUCCACCAGCCCUUGCUUAUGGAAAAGAAGGGAAAGGAAAAAUUCCACCUGAGAGCACGCUGAUUUUCAACAUUGACCUUCUAGAAAUCAGGAAUGGACCAAGGUCUCAUGAGUCGUUUCAAGAGAUGGAUCUUAACGAUGACUGGAAACUGUCCAAGCAAGAGGUGAAAAUCUACUUGAAGAAAGAAUUUGAAAAGCAUGGAGCAGUGGUCAAUGACACCCAGCAUGAUGCUUUGGUUGAAGACAUAUUUGAUAAAGAAGAUGAAGACAGUGAUGGGUUUAUAUCUGCAAGGGAAUUUACAUACAAGCACGAUGAGCUGUAGAAAAGGGUGGAGUAAUUCUUUUUGACAUAAAUGGCUGUGACUUAGGCUGCUUGGUUCUCUUGUCAUCCUAAUUCUGUGUUUUGGAGUUGACAGCUGCUGUUGGCAACGAAAGGCUAUUUGUUUAUGUAGAAGAGAUUUGUUUGUUUGUUAUGUACAAAUGUUUUAAACUAUUUUAAAGUAUGAAACUGUGCAUCCUUUUCUGCAGCAGAGACUUGCACAUCAGUGGGGUUUUUUUUAGUUUUGUAUUAACUUAUUUUUCAGAAAUGAAACAAACUUUCCAAUUAUCAAUAUUGUGAAAAUCAAAAGCCAGUCCAGUGCCUUUCUGUGAUUUGUUUGUGCCUUAAGAUCACUUCCAGUGACUUUUUAAUGCAUAACUUUUAGCCUGUGUCUUGAUUACUUGAUCAUCUUUCUUAUGUGUUGCUGCUUGAAAAAGCAGCUAAACCUUACAGUUUUUUCCACAGGUGUUUAAAAGUUGUGCUAGACAACAUAGAAUCAUAGAAUCAACCAGGUUGGAAGAGACCUCCAAGAUCAUCCAGGCCAACCUAGCACCCAGCCCUAGCCACUCAACUAGACCAUGGCACCAAGUGCCUCAUCCAGUCUUUUCUUCAACACUUUCAGGGAUGGUCACUCCACCACCUCCCUGGGCAGCCCAUUCCAAUGCCAAUCACUCUCUCUGACAACAACUUCCUCCUAACAUCCAGCCUAGACCUCUCACUGGCACAACCUGAGAUUAUGUCCUCUUGUUCUGCUGCUGGUUGCCUGGCAGAAGAGACCAACCCCACCUGGCUACAGCCUCCCUUCAGGUAGUUGUAGACAGCAAUGAGGUCUGCCCUGAGCCUCCUCUUCUGCAGGCUGCACACCCCCAGCUCCCUCAGCCUCUCCUCACAGGGCUGUGCUCAAGGCCUCUCACCAGCUUCAUUGUCCUUCUCUGGACACAUGCUAGUACCUCAACAACUAUCUUGAAUUGAGUGGCCCAGAACUGGACACAGCACUCAAGGUGUGUCUUAAAUGAGAGGGCAGAGUGUCUGAGGGAAGGAACUUGCCUGUAUUCUAUCACACAUAGUAUUUUACUUGAAAAUUGUUACUCAAGACUGCAGAGACACAAAGCAAAUCUGGUUGCAUGAAAUCAAAAUUGCAUUGCACUGAUCCUUAACAACUGUCAAAUGGGACUCAUCCUUAAGGCUCUCAGUGCAGUAGAUGAGCUAAAUGUUUGCCAGCUGGUGUUGCCAUUAAGCAUAAAAAUGCUCCUUUCUAUUAAAGAAAGUUUAGCUGGGU